Messenger RNA from Hemiscyllium ocellatum (epaulette shark), 3288 nucleotides. It is a transcript of the gene dzank1, whose product is annotated as double zinc ribbon and ankyrin repeat domains 1. The transcript is spliced from 21 exons. Gene Ontology annotation, molecular function: protein binding. The record is from RefSeq and is a predicted model, not a curated record. The coding region runs from base 553 to 2916 and encodes 787 amino acids. NCBI's taxonomy places the organism in Eukaryota, Metazoa, Chordata, Chondrichthyes, Orectolobiformes, Hemiscylliidae. Gene Ontology annotation, biological process: eye photoreceptor cell development.
AGUUGCAAACUUUGUGUUGCAAAGGACAAGCAAUCAUUUGAGACAACACGUUUGCCAUCCCUCUGAGAGAGGAAAGUAGAUAUCUUAAAAAUGCAUUCGUUUAGUUUUGCUUUACGUGGGAUCUGAUAAUGGCGCAGUAAAUUUAAACAAAAUCUUAUCAACUGAUCAAAUUUAAGGAAAGUAAUAACGGGGAUAAGGGUGAGGAGGAGAAAAUGUAGACUGGGUGAGCUUUAAUUUCACAUUAGGCAGAGAAAGGAAUAGACGGGGCGAAAAAUUUCGGAUUAAGAGAAAAUAAAGUAAAAAUUAAAAGUUUUUAAUUAGUUCGUAGAAUCAGCUAGUUACUCCCAUCAAUCUGACACUUGAAAUGUGGACGGGCAGGUGUUGGAUUGGGGUGACAAAGUUAAAAAAAUCACACCAGGUUAUAGUCCAACAGGUUUGUUUAGAAGCACUAACUUUCGGAGCACUGCCCGUUCAACAGGCGAUUCUACAACCACUGUAUGAAGGAGCAGCACUUGGAAAGCUAAUGCUUCCAAGUGUCUGUUAUCUGAAGGAAUGACAGCUGGAUCUAUUGCAGUCCCACACAUCAUCCCACUGAGGAUUCCUCUCCUUGGUAAAUUCAAGAAUGAAAUUGAUACUAACACUCUUAUCGAACUCAAAUCAGACACCCCUGAUGUGGAUAUAUACUACACAGUAAAUGGCAGCAGACCUCAAUUCUUGAAGAAACCAAAUUAUGGGGAGAAUUCAACCAUAAAAUACAAAGAACCAUUCACAUUGCAAGCCGGCAAAGGAACCAUUAAAGCUUAUGCUGUUUCUAGAGAUGGUCGAGAGAGUGGUGUGGUGACCAAGGUGUUUUUUGUGGAGUAUAUACAGCCCAAUGCAGUGGAGAUAUUGGAGGAUGAUGAUAAGAAUUUCAUACAAGAUUAUGCAAAGGAGCUUUCCAGACAGGAAACUCAAGAGGGGUUGGGACCCCCCACAGCUACAUUCAAUACAACUCCAAGCAAGGAAAUCAAGCACUCUUGGGAAGAGACAAUAGAAAAAAUUCCUGAUCUGAAAAUAGACGACGAUGGUCUGCAUAAAUCAUUCAAUGGUCCACGUUUCCUAAACAGUCGUUUUGGAAUGUCAACCCCUGGACAUGAGCUGACUUCAACUCCUCAGUCCCAAAGGUCCCAGUUGGUCACUUCCAUCGAUGCCAGUCCUCCCAAGACCUUGAGCAGUACCCAGAGCAUGAGAAUCCAAAGGGAGACUGACUUUCUGAAGUGUGCUUAUUGCCUUGCCCCUCGUCCAUCAGAUCCUUUUGCACGUUUCUGUCACGAAUGUGGCUCACCAGUUCCUCCAGUGCCCGGUCGUAGGCUUCCACCACCUGAAGGAGCUCAGAUGGGACUCUGUGUGGAAUGCAAGACAGUGGUCCCAUUGAAUACUCCAACAUGUAUUGUGUGUGAGGCCCUUAUAACCCCUCAGCUAAAGCCUCAGGCCAGCAUCCAUCUUAAGGACAAGACUAUCUGUCGAUCUUGUGGGACAGGCAAUCCAGCCAAUAUCCAGCAUUGCCUUACUUGUGAGACCAGGCUGUCAGAAUCACCAAAAUCUCAUUUUAAUGGAGAUUUCCCUCCGCCAUUACCAAGUCAUGAAGGAAAGAUGCUGGCAUGUUCCAAGUGUGGCCGGAUUAACAACACUGAUGCACGAUUCUGCGACUGGUGUGGAGCCAAGCCUGGUCCUCCCAUGAGCUACCUCAGCUGCUCAAAGUGUGGAGCAACUAACCAUCCAUAUGCUCGUUUCUGUGGAAGCUGCGGCCUUUACCUGGAACCCCCUGUGCGGAUGGAUUCACACAACAGUACACUUCUUGGUGCUGGCCAAUCCACAGUUCUGGCGGAGACCACAGAUCUGCAUUCUUCUCCAAUCUGGCAACCUUUGACUAUCCCACUACAGAGGCUUGGGUUGGAAUCUAAGAAGGACCAAAGCACCCAAACAGUUGGUCUAUUUUACCCAUCCUGUAAGAUGCUGGAGAAGAAGGAGAUGGAAGUCAUAAUGGAACAAGAAAGACAGCAGAAGAUGACCGAUCGACGUCCCCUUCUAACAGCCAUCAGCCCUGGAAGGGGAUAUUGGAGGUUGCAGUUAGAUCAUAUCUGUGCUCAUCUGCGCAGUUAUACACAAAACAAUACAGAAUUCCGGGCUCUACUUGGAGAACCUCAAAUGGGAAAGAUUGUCUCAGCUACUGUCCAUGAAGAUGGUUAUGAGCUUAGUCUCCAAGUGAACUUUGUCCUUGCAGGAAAUAAGAGCACUCUAGUUGGAAAGGCACAGAAGCUUUCUGAGAACAACUUCCUUAGUAGUGUGACUGAAGGCAGAGAUGGUUGCCAUAGUAGUCUGACCAGUUUAGCCAGUGAGUCUCAUUCAGACGAAGCAUGCACAAGCAAGAAACCCAAAAGUUCAAGGAGGAAAAGACAAGUGACAACAAAAGAAGAAAGAUUGCCACUCAAUGACAGACAAUUACUGAAAGAGGUGGGACCAACUGGCUUGGGGAGAGUCUCCGAGGUACAGGAGUUACUUGAUGAAGGAGCAGACCCAAACUGCAGCAACAAAGACAACAGACCAGCCCUAACUGUGGCCGUUAUGAAUCAACAUCAUGAGGUUGUCCCAGUGUUGGUGCAGAAAGGGGCAGACAUUAACCAGCUGUCAGGGCCCCUUAAUAACACUGCUCUCCAUGAGGCUGCUGAGAUGGGAACUCAAGGAGUGAAAUGUGCAGCCGUUUUACUUGGUUGCAAUGCAAGUAUAAAGAAGAAAAAUGAUAAAGCUUUAACAGCAUAUGACAUAGCUGUCAAAAAUGGCAAUGACCAACUUACUUCACUGUUUGCUGCAAAAAUGGGACAAGGAAUGUUAGAUAAAUUCUCCAAGACCAAGCAUGUCAGCCUGGAUGUCUUUUAAUAAUUCCUUGAAGGUUCGGGCACAUCCAGCACCAAAGUUGUUUUUCAGUGCAAAUAUUCAAGUAUGCUUUAAUUUAUAGAACUCACAUUUUACAACUAGACAUGAAACCAUCUCCAGAUGCAAAAGCAAGUUCGGGCUCUGAGAAAGUCAAUCGUUCUGCAGCUGUAUGUUUUUAAGAGGCCCUCAAUAUUUUGAAAAGACUCAACAGAUAAUCUACUAAGAGAAGAAAGACGAGUCUUUGUGUUCUUUGUCAAUAUGAAAUUGACUUUUAGAUUGGGUUUACCUCAAGCAAACUAUUUUAAAAAAACAAGCAUUGAACUGUGAGUUGCUGGUUUUGAUCCAGCAUGUCUUUUAUAAAUUUAAUCAGAAAAA